AAAUUGUUACCACGAAAUAGUAGUUUUUAUAGCGUACUGGCAUUGCUUUCCGUCAUCGAUAUCACUCUUGUUUCGGGCGUGUACUUCAUUUAUGCGUGAAUUGAGAAAAACAGCCAGUUUACUUGCGUUGCCUUCUCUAAAAACGUUUACAGCACUGUAUAUAAUAUACUAGCAAUGCUAUCGUCGUUUCUACCACACCCCUAGUACCUCGAUCGUUUACGUGUUUUCAAGUUAAGCCGUAUUCCAGGCUAGUGGCUGGCCUUAAUCGGUUUUCUGAGUGAUGUGCUGUGGUAUGUGUGAAAGUUAGCUCGGCUAAUGGUGUGCAGUGCUUAAUUCGUGGAUAUCGGACGUACAUUGAUGGGCUGUAAUAUUGCGCGGAAGGCGGCAACGGAGCCGCACCGGCGGGGUCUUGCUUCCUGGAGGGCUUACGUUAAAAUCCGCCACACUGGAACUGAUGGAAUUGGAGAACAUCGUCGCCAACACUGUCUACUUGAAAGCCAGAGAGGGCGGUUCCGAUAGCAACAAGGGCAAAAGCAAAAAGUGGCGGAAGAUCCUCCAGUUCCCACACAUAUCACAAUGUUUAGAUAUAAAAACAAAAAUAGAUGUAGGUUACGACUACGUAGUGGAUCAGCAACCCAUAGGCAAGAUCCUCUUUCGACAGUUUUGUGAGAGGACUCGGCCUGAUUACCAUAAGUACAACAACUUUUUAGAUGUGGCGGAGCGGUACGAGGUCGAGGUGGACGAGUCUAGAGUAGCACUCGCCGCUGAGGUGUUUGGCCGUUACCUGAAGACUGAAGACGGCGAGGCAGUCACAGACGUCGUCAGUACCCGCGUCAUCGAAGACGCGAGCGCGCUUCUAGAAGGCGGUUCCAAAGAUAUAUUUUCAGAAUGCAUACGAUGCGUGAAAAACUUCUUGGCGGGGACCCCAUUCGCGGAGUUCGAGAGGUCCAUGUACUUCCAUCGGUAUCUGCAGUGGAAGUGGCUGGAAGCGCAGCCCGUCACGCAGCACACCUUCAGGAUGUACAGGGUCUUAGGGAAAGGGGGCUUCGGCGAGGUCUGCGCAUGUCAGGUACGAGCGACAGGUAAAAUGUACGCGUGUAAGAAAUUGGAGAAGAAAAGGAUAAAAAAACGGAAAGGCGAAGCGAUGGUACUCAUAGAGAAGCAAAUUCUUCAGCGGAUUAAUUCUAGAUUCGUGGUGAACCUCGCCUAUGCUUACGAGACAAAGGAUGCACUGUGUUUAGUCCUCACUAUCAUGAAUGGCGGCGAUCUUAAAUUUCACAUCUACAAUAUGUGUGGUGCGGAUACUGGAUUAGGACUGGAGCGGUCGAGGUUCUACGCUGCACAGGUCGCCUGUGGCCUAGAGCAUUUGCAUAAGAUGGGCAUCGUAUAUAGAGACUGUAAGCCUGAGAAUAUUUUAUUGGAUGACGCGGGCCACGUUCGCAUCUCUGACUUGGGGUUGGCGGUGGAUGUGCCAAUCGACGGCAGCGUCCGCGGCCGCGUCGGCACCGUUGGAUACAUGGCUCCCGAGGUGAUAGACAACGAGAGGUAUACUUUCAGUCCAGAUUGGUUUUCAUUCGGGUGUCUGGUGUACGAAAUGAUCGAAGGUCGGGCGCCUUUCCGCGCGCGGAAGGAAAAGGUGAAGAGGGAAGAAGUCGAUCGACGAGUCAAGCAUGAACAGGAGAAAUACUCGAGCAAGUUCAGCGAUUGCGCGCGUUCGUUGUGCUCUGGGUUACUCGCGAAAGGUCCAGCCGCGCGGCUCGGCUGCGGUGCUGGUCGGCGUGGCGCCGCACGUGUCAAGCAGCACAGAUUUUUUGCUAUGCUCAACUGGGCGCGGCUCGAGGCUGGCAUGGUGGAGGCACCCUUCGUACCUGAUCCGCACGCUGUAUACGCGAAGGACGUACUAGACAUCGAGCAGUUUUCAACGGUGAAGGGUGUGAACUUGGACGCAGCGGACGACACCUUCUACGGCAAGUUCAACACUGGCUCCGUGAGCAUACCGUGGCAGACUGAGAUGAUCGAGACCGGCUGCUUCGCUGAGCUCAACGUGUUCGCAAGAGCUGAGGAUGGGCGAGAGGCCCGCACUGCAGAUCUACAGCUGGCGCCCGCGGCCGCGCCCGCAGACGAGCCUCGCGGCUGCUUCGUAUUCGCACGUCGGGUCCUGUGCCCGCAAAAGAAGGUGCCCCCGCGACUGCGACCGGUACCGGUGCCCGAGCACCUGCUGCAGCCCGCGUCGGCAGCGCCGACUGCCGCCGCGCCUCCCGCACCGCCCGCGACACAGCCUCCGCCCGAGGACGCCACCGUCAACAGCUGACCAUCGGACGACCAUCUGACAUCACACUAAGUCUACGUAUGUAUACACGUCGCUCGGCUGGGCUCCCCUGCUUCUAGGGGUCCUGCGCCUCCCCCGAGGCUAAUCGUCCAGGGGUCCCUCAUCUAAAAGAUUUGGAAGUACUCUUUCAGAUCUGCGACUCUGUGUCGGCUAGGUCUACAUUCAGAGUUGUAGAUCCAGAUUCAUUAAAGAAUUUAAAAGAAGCCACAAGUGGCCUGAAGGAAGUCGUCCGCAAUUAUAACAGCUUGUGUAGCUAGCAGAAUUUGUCUGUAAGUAUUGGAAAAAAAUAAUUGUAAGGUGCAUCGCCUAAAGGCGUCCACUGUAAAAUCCUAUUUUUGUUUCAGUCUGUGAUUUAAUGUUUAAAAAUGUCACUAAAUUAAAAAAAAAUAAAAAAUAAACAUAGACUUAAAAAUUACAAUUUAGUUGUUGAUUUGGUCGCCUACCGAUUGCUUAUAAUUCAUAAACACUAACCUAUUUUUCAGUUUUUUAAUUGUCAAAUAAAAAUAGAGUUACUCUUUGUGAAUUAUCAAUAAUUUUUAACUGACCAAAUGUCAAAAUACUGACUAGGUUGAAAAGUUCCUUGUUUUGCAACAGAACUAUAACGGGACUAGUAAACAGUCUGAUAAUCUUAAGCAGAUAUCAUACAGUUUAUUGUAUAAUUGACUGUUUCAUAAAGUGAUCGACGUGACGAUUGCUUGCCUUUUCUUUCGUUUUUAUUGCUCGUUACUAGUGCGGAAGUGAAGAGGACAUGCGCGUAUUAGUCGUUUUUGAAAUUGUUAUUUUUGUGCUAGAAUAACAUUCUAUUUUCAGAUUUAAUGAAUUUUUAUUAUGAGGGUACUUUUUUAUUGUAGAUUUGUAAAGUUUUCAUAGUAUUUUACUGUACUGUUUGAAUUUUCAAAGAAAAUGUAUAUGGUAUAAUAUUUACUACAUAUCUUAUAUAAUAAUACUGUUAUAGUAUUACAUUAUCUGUGUCUAUAUGUAGGGAGUUCUCCAUCUAGGUCUGUCGGUUCGACUAUAUAAUCGUAUUAAUCUUUGGAACCAUGACAUAAUAUUUAGAUAUUAGUUUAUGUAUAUAUGUUUAUUUAUAUGAAACAACUUUUUAGUAUCUCUGUAUUGUAUAAAUAAAUUGUAUUGUAUGCAGUAUUCACUUAUAUCGCCUAUUUUAUUAUUAUUUUAUAUUAUUCAUAACUAAAGAACUUAAGCUAUUAGAAGAUACUCGUAUUGAGGGGAAUAUUAGUAUUAUAUACAACACGGUUUUUAAAUGUUUUUAAAUGUCAGGCUUUUAUUUAAAUAAAAAAAAAA
Messenger RNA from Galleria mellonella (greater wax moth), 3631 nucleotides. RefSeq names its product G protein-coupled receptor kinase 2 (gene Gprk2). Bases 455 to 2311 code for a protein of 618 amino acids. Gene Ontology annotation, cellular component: cytoplasm. Lineage: Eukaryota; Metazoa; Arthropoda; Insecta; Lepidoptera; Pyralidae. The record is from RefSeq and is a predicted model, not a curated record. Gene Ontology annotation, biological process: signal transduction; regulation of signal transduction; protein phosphorylation. Gene Ontology annotation, molecular function: ATP binding; G protein-coupled receptor kinase activity. The transcript has 13 exons.